Molecule: messenger RNA, 680 nt
Organism: Orycteropus afer afer
Lineage: Eukaryota; Metazoa; Chordata; Mammalia; Tubulidentata; Orycteropodidae
Gene: LAMTOR2
Product: late endosomal/lysosomal adaptor, MAPK and MTOR activator 2
Biological process (GO): cellular response to amino acid stimulus; positive regulation of TOR signaling
Cellular component (GO): Ragulator complex
Molecular function (GO): guanyl-nucleotide exchange factor activity; molecular adaptor activity
Source: RefSeq, a predicted model, not a curated record
GGUGGAACGGAGCUAAGUCAGAACCACAAUAGCCAGGCCAGGAAACUACAACUCCCAGGGCGUUUCGGAGCACGGCAGCUGGUCUACGGGAAGUGGCAGGCUCAGACCAGCGGGAGGCAAUCCGGGGUAUCUGAGUGCAAAAUCCUGGGUCAGGAGCCGCAGGCAUGCUGCGCCCCAAGGCUUUGACCCAGGUGCUAAGCCAGGCCAACACUGGAGGAGUUCAGAGCACCCUGCUGCUGAAUAAUGAGGGAUCGCUGCUGGCCUAUUCGGGUUACGGAGACACGGACGCCCGGGUCACCGCAGCCAUUGCAAGUAACAUCUGGGCCGCCUACGACCGGAACGGGAACCAAGCAUUUAACGAAGACAAUCUCAAAUUCAUCCUCAUGGACUGCAUGGAGGGCCGCGUGGCCAUCACCCGAGUGGCCAACCUUCUGCUUUGUAUGUAUGCCAAGGAGACUGUGGGCUUCGGAAUGCUCAAGGCCAAGGCCCAGGCCUUGGUGCAGUACUUGGAGGAUCCCCUCACCCAAGUAGCGGCAUCAUAAAGGUUUAUCGAUGGAAGCUGAGAUCAGAAAAGAGAUGACCAUUUAGAGGGGCAGGGCCCCUUGGGAAAACCUACUUGAGCUGUGGUGGGAGGAUGAGACUUUGUUUGUCCCAGAAUAAACUUAAACUCCUAUCUUGUG